Messenger RNA from Cygnus olor (mute swan), 1972 nucleotides. It is a transcript of the gene SLC1A1, whose product is annotated as solute carrier family 1 member 1. NCBI's taxonomy places the organism in Eukaryota, Metazoa, Chordata, Aves, Anseriformes, Anatidae. The coding region runs from base 89 to 1972 and encodes 627 amino acids. The transcript is spliced from 11 exons. Gene Ontology annotation, biological process: L-glutamate transmembrane transport. Gene Ontology annotation, molecular function: L-cysteine transmembrane transporter activity; L-glutamate transmembrane transporter activity; glutamate:sodium symporter activity. The record is from RefSeq and is a predicted model, not a curated record. Gene Ontology annotation, cellular component: plasma membrane.
GGAUAUUUAAUCAGAGGCUAUCCCCAGUGCAAGCAUUGCUUGCUUUCCAGCAGCCACCAACACCCAGAACCACCUCUUCUGCCCUGAGAUGCAGGGCAUCCUCCACUACCUUUGCAGAGCAAGGAGGGUGCCUGGCACAUCAGGCCGUGCCCCGAAGCAAUCUCCCCUCUGCCAUGGGGGCUGCCACGCAACGUGGGGGCCACCUCACUCCUCUCUUUGCCCCUUCCUCACCUCUCCCAGUCCUGAGAGGCUGGGGGGUGUCAGAGGGGAGGCCUCAGCCCUGUCCCCUGCCCUCCCCGCACCGCCAAGAGGUGGCUGCGGCAUGGAAGAGCCGAGCCCUACAGAACCGGGGGACCAGCCGAGGGGGCGGUGGCGGGCCGUGGUGCGUUCGGGUCGGCAGGGGCGGGGGGCAGAGGAGUGGGCGGGCCUAGGGCGGGGGGAGGGCCGGGCUUUCCCGUUGCCAGGUGAGCGCCCGGGCUGCACCGCCCCUCUGAAAGCGCGCAGCGACGCGGAGCGCACGGAGGCAGGGAGGCAGGCAGGCAGGCGGCGCCGCCGCCGCCGCUCGGAUCGGCACUUCUCGGCGCGGCUUGGUGCACCCCAGGCCCCUCCGGCCCCCGGCUCCGCCGCUGCUAUGGCGAAAGCGGGCAGGAAGGGAUGCAGCUGCCCGGGCUUCCUGAGGAAGAACUGGCUCCUGCUCAGCACGGUGGCCGCCGUGCUGUUGGGUAUUGGAGUUGGCAUGCUGGUACGGGAAUAUGGCAAGCUGUCUAACCUGGAUAAAUUCUACUUCUCGUUUCCUGGGGAGGUGCUGAUGAGAAUGCUCAAACUCAUCAUUCUGCCAUUAAUCAUAUCAAGUAUGAUCACAGGUGUUGCUGCUUUGGAUUCCAGUGUUUCUGGGAAGAUUGGUUUGCGAGCAGUCAUAUAUUAUUUCUGCACUACAGUCAUUGCCGUAAUACUAGGGAUUGUCUUAGUUGUGACUAUUAAACCUGGAGUGCCUCAAACAGCAGAUGAAAUUGACAGAGUGGGCAGCACCCCAGAAGUCAGUACUGUUGAUGCCAUGCUGGAUCUGAUCAGGAAUAUGUUCCCAGAAAACCUUGUCCAGGCCUGUUUUCAACAGUAUAAAACCAAACGUGAAAAAGUGGAAGUUACAACUGGCGUGAAUAAAAAUAGCUCCAUAUUUACAGAAGAAUCUGUUACGUCUGCUACGACAGCAGAGGUUUCAGAGAACAAAACCCAAGAAUACAAGAUCGUGGGCAUGUAUUCUGAUGGCAUCAAUGUGCUUGGGUUGAUCGUCUUUUGUCUUGUUUUUGGAAUGGUUAUUGGGAAAAUGGGAGAGAAAGGCCAAGUGCUGGUGGAUUUUUUCAAUGCACUGAAUGAAGCUACAAUGAGAAUAGUUCAGAUAAUUAUGUGGUAUAUGCCAAUUGGUAUUGUGUUUUUAAUUGCUGGGAAGAUAAUAGAAGUUGAGGACUGGGAAAUCUUUCGUAAACUGGGUCUUUAUAUGGCUACAGUGUUAAGUGGACUUGCAAUCCAUUCCACUGUAAUUCUGCCACUGAUCUACUUAAUAAUAGUAAGGAAAAAUCCUUUUCGUUUUGCCAUGGGGAUGGCUCAGGCACUUCUGACAGCCCUCAUGAUUUCUUCCAGUUCAGCAACUUUGCCUGUCACCUUCCGCUGUGCAGAAGAAAAAAACUUCAUUGAUAAAAGAAUUACCAGGUUUGUACUUCCAGUUGGAGCUACCAUCAACAUGGAUGGCACAGCUCUCUAUGAAGCAGUAGCAGCUGUAUUUAUUGCACAACUGAAUGACUUGGAACUGGAUAUUGGCCAAAUAGUUACCAUUAGUGUCACAGCUACAGCAGCCAGCAUUGGAGCUGCUGGUGUCCCCCAAGCCGGACUUGUCACCAUGGUGAUUGUACUGAGCGCUGUUGGCCUGCCAGCCGAAGAUGUUACUCUGAUCAUUGCUGUUGACUGGCUUCUGUAA